Messenger RNA from Aspergillus heteromorphus CBS 117.55, 1176 nucleotides. Its product is annotated as orotate phosphoribosyltransferase. Lineage: Eukaryota; Fungi; Ascomycota; Eurotiomycetes; Eurotiales; Aspergillaceae. Gene Ontology annotation, biological process: pyrimidine ribonucleoside biosynthetic process; 'de novo' pyrimidine nucleobase biosynthetic process; pyrimidine nucleotide biosynthetic process. Gene Ontology annotation, cellular component: cytoplasm. The record is from RefSeq and is a predicted model, not a curated record. Gene Ontology annotation, molecular function: orotate phosphoribosyltransferase activity. The coding region runs from base 460 to 1176 and encodes 238 amino acids. The transcript has 3 exons.
GUUCUUGCUUAAAAGGGUGCCUUAACAAGUCCUUCCAGAAGGGUCUGGGAUAACUAUAAGUUAGGGCAGUGAAUAUCUAUACAAGGCGGGGAAGACAGCCCUGCUCUGCCACAAGACUGUAUACUUAGAUAGGAACACACCAUCAAAUCAACAAGUAAGCCAGAAACUCUUCCUAAUCACCUUCCUACCAUCAUCCUAAACCCUCCAACACCCACCCAGUUAAUUAUAUCCUGCAUCUCCUGUAGUGGAACUGCCUCAGGCACCAACCCCACUAUAAGAACUGGCCCGUGCCCACCCCAUCCUCAUCCAGCCUAGCCCCAUCCCCAUCCGGCUAGUGCGGGGGCUGACUCAGCCAGGGUGAAGCUGUUUUUUCUGCCCGGGCCAUAAUUCCUCAAACUCCCCCGCAAUCUCUCCUCUCCUCUCCUCUCCUCCCCAAUACAACAAACACACACACACAUCAUGACCCUCCCCGCCUACAAGACCGACUUCCUCGAGUCGUGCCUCUCGGCCAACGUCCUCACCUUCGGCACCUUCACCCUGAAGUCGGGUCGUCACUCCCCCUACUUCUUCAACGCCGGCACCUUCCACACCGCCACCCUGCUGUCUUCCCUCUCCACUGCCUACGCCCACACCAUCAUCCGCUUCUUGAGGGAGAACCCCGCCAUCCCGAAGCCGGAUGUCAUUUUCGGUCCCGCCUACAAAGGCAUCCCCCUCGCGUGCGCCACCCUCCUCGAACUCAACCGCCUCGACCCCGCCACCUGGGGCCCCGUGUCCUACAGCUACAACCGCAAAGAGGCCAAAGACCACGGCGAAGGCGGCAACAUCGUGGGCGCGGGCCUGAAGGACAAGACCGUGCUGGUGAUUGACGACGUGAUCACGGCGGGCACGGCCAUGCGCGAGACCCUGGAUCUGGUGGCCAAGCAGGGCGGCCGGGUCGUCGGGUUCGCGGUCGCGCUGGACCGGCUGGAGAAGAUGCCCGGCCCCAAGGAUGCGCAUGGUGUGGAGGACGAUGCGCCGCGCAUGAGUGCCAUGGGCCAGAUCAGGAAGGAGUAUGGCGUGCCGACCACGAGUAUUGUCACGCUGGAUGAUUUGAUCGUGUUGAUGCGGGAGAAGGGCGAGGAGGGCGAUAUGGCGCGGUUGGAGGGGUAUCGGGCCAAGUAUCAGGCUUCGGAUUAG